Molecule: messenger RNA, 2406 nt
Organism: Cajanus cajan (pigeon pea)
Lineage: Eukaryota; Viridiplantae; Streptophyta; Magnoliopsida; Fabales; Fabaceae
Source: RefSeq, a predicted model, not a curated record
AGAAGAGAGUAAAGAAUGUUUCUCAUACCUUUCUUCUCCAGCUAUGCGCAAUCAACUACGGUUACUAUUGUGGCCGUUAUCAUGUGUGCUCUAUUCCAACAAACUUGCUCUGCUAAGGAUCACACAUCGUGUCCUCCUUCUUCAUGCGGCAAAAUCAGUAACAUAAGUUAUCCAUUUCGAUUGAAGGGCGAUCCUGGCGGUUGUGGACUUAAAAGGUACGAAUUGGAAUGCGUGAACAACGUGACUAUGUUGAGUCUGUUAGCAGGGAAAUACCAUGUUCGGGAGAUCGAUUACAGAAGAUACGAGAUUCGACUGACUGAUGCAGGUGUUCUCGAGGAUACUGCCUGCUCCUUUCCUCGCUAUUUCUUAUACAGCGAAAAUUUUUCUCACUAUCCCCCAACAGAUGUGCUAAGUACUACUGAUUGGUUUUACGAUGGGUAUCCAAGCAUAGUGUUGUUAAACUGUAGUAAUCCAGUUACUGAUGACCCACGUUAUGUGCAAAUGGACACGGAUCCUUGUCAUUCCGGAGCCGGUGGCCAUAUUUAUGCCCUUUACUCUUACCUUAGUCUGAUGGACAUGAAGUUUGGGUGUAGUCUUAAGGUUGCCACUUUAGCAAACUUGUUCAAAAAGAAGAACGGUACCCAUGUAGAAUAUGUCGAUGAUGUCGGGAACGCUUCCUAUGCUGAUAUCCGCAAGUGGCUGAAGGAUGGAAUUUGGUUGUCUUGGUUGAAUCAAGAUAAUUGUAGGGAGCACUGCAACGGAAGGGAAAUGGGAUGCUAUUUCAACCAAACCACACAACAAGUCCAAUGUAAUUCUGAACACUGCUAUUUCGUUAAUAACACAUGUGAUGGAGAUCUGCCACGGAUGGGUAAAUACAUACGAAGUCAGAUUCAUGGAAUUAUAAAAAGUAUUGUACUAUGUCUUUACGACAUUAUCUCUGGAUUGUGGAGUAGAAUAACAUCUCACGCGAUAGACAAUGAUAUGUUUGUAACAAUAUAUAUAGGAAGAAAUGUUAUACCAAUAUUCUUGUUAGCCAGAUUUGUCUUUGGGAUUACACUUUUGCUUGGACUAUUGAUUUAUAAGUGGCGACGAAGACAUUUAUCAAUGUAUGAAAGCAUUGAAAGUUUUUUGCUUGACAACGAUCUAAAUCCCAUAAGGUAUGAAUACAAAGAAAUUAAGAAAAUGACUGGGGGUUUCAAGGUUAAAUUGGGUCAAGGAGGUUUUGGUUCUGUAUAUAAAGGAAAGCUUCGAAGUGGUCCAGAUGUAGCAAUAAAGAUGCUGAGCAAAUCCAAAUCUGAUGGACAAGAUUUUAUUAAUGAGGUGGCUACCAUCGGAAGAAUACACCAUGUGAAUGUAGUACGACUAAUUGGAUAUUGUUUUGAAGGAGAAAAACGCGCUCUGGUUUAUGAAUACAUGCCUAAUGGAUCAUUAGAUAAAUACAUUUUCUCUAAAGAAGGAAGUGUCCCUUUGACCUAUGAGAAAACAUAUGAAAUAUCUCUUGGAGUAGCUCAUGGAAUUGCAUAUUUGCAUCAAGGUUGUGAUGUGCAAAUUCUACAUUUUGAUAUCAAGCCUCAUAAUAUUCUUCUAGAUGAAAACUUCAUUCCAAAAGUUUCAGAUUUUGGACUUGCAAAGCUAUAUCCUGUAGAUAAUAGCAUUGUCACUUUGACUGCUGCAAGAGGAACUUUGGGUUACAUGGCUCCGGAGUUGUUCUACAAAAAUGUUGGAGGUGUAUCUUAUAAGGCCGAUGUAUAUAGCUUUGGUAUGCUUUUGAUGGAAAUGACGAGUAGGAGAAAGAACUCAAAUCCUUGUGUAGAGUAUUCCAGCCAACAUUACUUCCCAUUAUGGAUCUAUGAUCAAUUUAAAGAAGAGAAAGAUGUUGAGAUGGAAGAUGCUUCUGAAGAGGAUAUGACUUUGACAAAAAGAAUGUUUAUAGUUGCACUUUGGUGUAUUCAGUUAAAACCUAGUGACCGUCCUUCAAUGAAUAAGGUAGUAGAAAUGCUUGAAGGGAAAAUUGAAAAUCUUGAAAUGCCUCCAAGGCCCUCUUUUUACCCAUAUGAAAUGUCUAGACCUAAUGUCAUAAACAGUUUUGACCAAACAACGACAUGGAGUGAUUCCACUAGCUCGGAUACUAAUCUUGGUGAACCUAUAAACAAUGCUAGACAUGCAUAAUCUAUGCAUCUUAAUUAAUGUUUAUGGUGACAAGUAGUAUAUCCAAGUUAGUCUCAAAUGCAAACUUAAUGGUGGCAAAACUUCUAAAUUAGUACCAAAUUAUUUGAAUAAUGUAUUAAUACUUGAUAGUGUUGAAAGUGUUUGAAAUUAUACUAGUUAGAUUACAUGGUAUUUACUUAAUGGUAUUUUGUAUGCAAUUUAUCGUAUGGAGAACUGUAUCUUGUUGUGAUUUAUGGU